Molecule: messenger RNA, 3780 nt
Organism: Magnolia sinica
Lineage: Eukaryota; Viridiplantae; Streptophyta; Magnoliopsida; Magnoliales; Magnoliaceae
Exons: 26
Coding region: 151-3639 (1162 amino acids)
Biological process (GO): endosomal transport; endosome organization
Cellular component (GO): endosome; WASH complex
Source: RefSeq, a predicted model, not a curated record
UGGCAUUGCCAAACCGUCAAAAUAUCCCUCGCCCAGGUCGAAAGUGGGGACUGCGGAGAAUGCUCCUUUCGACUUCAUAGUUGCGGCAUAAGCUGCUUCUCCCCGCCAUUUCUCGUCAGAAACCCUAGAUCGGCAACGCCUUCCUCAGCAAUGGCCUCUGCGGCUCUGGAAGAACAGCAAGAGAAGCUCCGAAGAGCCGUCGACGACUGGCGCUGCCGGAGCCACGAUCUAUUGAAGAACCUGCUCAACGAUCCUCACGGAUCUUCGUCCGCUUUCGAUGACAUCUGCAGCUCGAGUUCUGAUCCGGUCCGCGUCUCUGCGGAGCCAUUAGAGCAUUCAGACGUUUCAAACCUCGUCGAAUCCGAUAACGUCGCAGUCUCUAAGUUCGUCACUGUGCUUUCCUAUGACUGCUUUGAAAUAUCGAGGCUCUGUCGACGGGCUUCAAGAAGUAUAUACAGACAACUGCUUUUGUUUGGCUACCGGUCAAGUUCUCAAGAGAUACUUUUGGAGGGAGAGCCGCAAAAGGCUUUCGGGCAUUCAUUAUCACUAUUUGUGGAACUAUCUGAGAUCUCCAGUCGGAUGAGUGAGGUUCUGGGCAAUUUACUUCAGCAACUGCAUUCCAUUUACUCUUUGCAAGACAACAACAGCAGACCAUACAAAUCAUUUAAGAAUAUGACACUCAAAAGCGCAUUUACGUCAUUCGGUGAUGGCCUGGCCAUGUUCCUUGUUUUGGAUGAAAUUUUGAUGCAAAAUGGGCACAUAAACACUUACCUCUCCUUAUUCACGAGGAUGCUGAAUAAGAUGAAAAUGGAGGUUGAUAACUCUGGCAUUUCUAUUGUGGACCUGGACUGCCUUGAUCAAGUGGUCAGUCACCUGGAAAAGCAUUUGGAUGUUGGUUUGUUCCGGCGUUUAUUGCAGGAAGGGUCACCAUGGCAAGACACACUGCAGAAGGUUAGGUGCAGCAGAAAAUUUCUUGAUGCAUGUACUUCUUGCACUCAUGAUGGUUUGUCAGACAUCCUUUCACGGCUUGAUACAUGGAAGGAGUUUCCUUUUGAUCGUAUUAAAAUACUGAGUUAUGUGGCUCUGGUUUUAUUUGGAGCUUAUGCUUCUGCUGAAGCUCCAGAAAAAAGAUUAGGGAAGGUGAUUCUGGAAAUGCUUCAAGUGGUCCCUGUAAUCUAUAUCAAGGGGGGUAUUAGGUUUAUGCUGUUUGACUUGUUGAAAAAUCAAUUUCCUCAGUCAUUAUCGUCUUGGCCUGCUUUGAGGGAAGCUGCUAGGGAGUGGGAUGCCACGAAGAGCAGUUAUCUAAUACGUCUAAAUGAGAUGCAUUCAAGGGACUGGCAAGCAAUGAAAGAUGCCUUAGCUUGUUGGGUAGCUUCCUUUCAGUCCGCUAUACAUCCGUUGACAGACCAGUCAAAGGUUGAAGCAUGCCUUCGGGUUCAUAUGAAACAGAUUAUUCAGGGAAUACUAUUAGCCAACAGAAUGCAAAUAACAGCUAUUUCGAUGCUCGACCUACAUGCUCUGCUUGAGGUUCCUGUCAAAAGGGAGAAAUUAAAGUCUCUUUGUCACAUGGUCAUUCUAUUGAGAGUGGUUGAGGACACAUUUCACAAGAAGGGGUUGGACAUCAUCCAGAGUCUUCCACAUAUCAUAAACCUCAUGCAGGCUGACAUUGAACAGUUACUUCUUCCUGCAAGGAGUGAGCUACAAUCAGAAAUUUCCAAAGGAAAUCAAGCGACCAAGAUGAGAUUCUUGAGCUCUUUGACACGUGGUGGUAGAGAUACAGACACAAGGUUGACGGAUUCUCUUUCCUUGGUUUUAUUAUCACUGCAAAUGCUUCGAGGAGGGGGUAGCAGCAAGAGGCAGCUUAUUCUUUCUGUUGCUCUGGAUGUCAUCCAAUGUAUUGGCCAUAUCAAUAUUGAUUUUUCGAGGAUUAAGAAGCGGAUGUCUAGGUUAGAUACUAUUGCUGAUUUUCAGAGAACAGUCGAGGAGGUGACAAAUUGUAGUUUCUUGUACUGGAGAAAAGAAAUGAUGGGAACUUGGUUCUCCAUGGUUUACAUGGACGUUAACAAAUUCUCAUGGCUGCAGUAUCUUCUUGAUGCAUUUUGUGACGGGCUGUGGCUACUCAAACUUGGUAAUGUCGGCACGUUUACCAUACAGUCCCAUGAGGAGGAAAUAGAGAACGCCAUGAAAAACGAGAUAAUCAUGCCUCUUUGUAGAGAUAUUGAGACUGAUCUCCGUCUUCAUGUGCAUUCCACUAAUUUAAGAGGAUCUGUGCAUGUAAACCCAACAAAGACUGGUGUACGCAAUCUUUCUUGGUACUUACAGAUGAAACCUUUGAGACUUCCAUUCAAGUAUAUUGAUAUUAAAUUGCAUGUUGAGAGCUAUCUGGAUUCUGCCUUUUACAAUCACACAGCUAUGUCCCCUUAUAAUUGGAAGGUUUACUCAGAAAUGAGGCAAUUGGCGGAGCUGAAAUAUGGUCUUGUAUUAGAUGAUAUUCAUCUUCCCCCACAAUCUUUGGAUCAUGGUCUUGAUGUCACUGACAUUAUGCAAAACCUACCUAAAUUUGCUGAGUGCUACUCAUAUAACAUAAAUAACCAGAUUUUCAUUGAGAAAGUCUCUAUUGGUCAAAGUAAGAAGUCCCUGAGGAUUAUUGGUGUGGAACAUUUUGCCUCUUCAGUAGCUACCCAUGGCCGAGGCAUCGUAUCUGCUGCUGUAAGUUCUGUAUUGAAGUUUCUAAAGCAAAAGCUAGCAUCCUUAUCUGAGCUUCUUCAAGAUAACUUUGUGAAAUCCCAUUUACUGAAGGAAUUCAAAUUCUGGAAGGGUGACAGAGGAGCAACAAACAAGUCUGGUAUGGUAGAGGCAGAGGAGCUAAACGUAACUAUCGGAAAGCUGCCCCUGGCGGAUCAUGAAUUGAGCUUCUUAGAACAGCUACGCUGCAUUAUCACUGAGAUGGGUAAUGUUUUAGGGUUUGUGAGGAGUCUGCGAGCAGGUGAUUCCCGUCACACUGGCAGAAUAUCUCGGUUUAUAUACAGACCCGGAAGCAUCACAAGCUUUGGAGAAUAUUCCCAGAGGCUUGGUUUCAUAGAUGAAACGGUUAUGGCAGGAAGGAUGAUGGACAUAGCAAUUGAGAACCAACACCAAUCUGAUGAGCAUACCAAUUAUUUCUCAUUUCUUAUAAAUGCAUUUUCAAAGGAACUCCAGAGCAGUGAAUAUAUCCACCUUAGGGAUUUUUCCCUCCUAGUUCCAGCACUUAUCAUGAGUUUAGUAGAUUGCAAAAUUCAUAGCAAGGAUAAGAAGUUGAGGGGCCGUGAUGUGGGAAACCAGAUUACUACUGAUGAGGGAUUCGUGAUGGGUGUUGCUUAUAUUCUCAAGGUCACAGGGCAAGAGAAGUCAUUUGAUGGUUUGCACUGGUUUGCUGAUGCAAGCAAGCAAUUUAAGGAGGCAUUGGUUUCCAUAGAGGAAAGUAGGGGCAUGGAGCAGCGGAAGGGGAGUGGUCUGGCCGGUUUUAGACUUUGGGGCCAUGCUGCUGCUCCACCAAUUUCAAUCGAAACCCAGAAGGGUAUUGAUAAACUCAAGAGGUAUCUGAAGGAGAUGGAGCUUAUAGAAUGCGGCUUCAAUGUUUCUAGAACAAUCAUGUUGUAGAACUGGCAUAGUAGCAUUUCCAAGGUAGAUGGUUACUUUCAUGGAGUUCAUUUGGGGCCUGGCUAUUUUGUAAGUCUGCAUAUGCAAUACAGGUGUAUUUUCAAAAAGAAAAGAAAAGAAAAAGAAAAAAAAGAAGAAGAA